GGUCCAUAAACGUGCAAAAAAAGAACUUGACCAACAUCCAGCCAUCUUGACCGAACAAGCUUGGUCAAUAACCCAAAUAUACAAUCAUCACGGCAUUAUGCGUUGGGCAGCCUGUGUGCAUUUUUCCGGCACACGGGCUCACUGCUCGUGAUAUUUUGGCCAGCGGAUGUUCUCACUAGUCUCAGUCUUCUCGCCAAACAUUUCGCAGAAAACUCGAAAACAUGGCGGAAUUGGCCAUGCUCAACUACAUGUAUCUUGAGAUCAGCUGCUUGUAAACUGAUUAAUUCUCGCGAUUGUCUACAGUGAAGAUGGCCAGAAAUGUGUUCUUAAAGCUGGGGGAGCUAAGGGAGGUUGCUCUACAGGCCAUCGAAAACACCGAAGGCAAAAAUAACACACCACCAGACGAUGGCGCUGAAAGCACCAACAAGUUUGUGUCGUCGAUUGUGAUUAAUCUCGCAGUAGCUGUCGUAGCACUGGGAUUAUUCUCUUUCUUACGGCCAAGACUAAAGCAAAUUUACUCUCCGCGCCAGCUUUUGCUGGAUGUGAUGUUCCCGCUGGGAAAGCUACCAAAUUCGUUCUUCGCGUGGAUAAUUCCCGCCUUCAUGGCAAACGACGAUGAUGUGUUCUACUAUGCUGGUAUCGAUGCUCUUGUUUACAUGCGUUUUUUACGACUCUGUGUGAAGAUAUCCCUGGUAAUCAUGCCGUAUGGAAUCGCUGUUCUUCUGCCCCUGAACUAUUUCGGCCAAGGAGAUUUACACGGCCUGGAUAGGAUUGCAAUGUCGAACGUUGCACCUCAGUCGUCGAAAUUUUGGGCACAUGUGAUAUCAGCAUGGUUUUACACAAUAAUUAUUUGUUAUCUUUUGUAUGAGGAAUGGAAGAUAUACAUAAUGUAUCGCCAGGAAUACCUGACUAAUGGAAGAGGGCACCAAUAUGCAGUGUUAAUCAGGGAUAUACCUGUGAAGUACCAAAAUGAACAGAGCAUGAAAAGUUAUGUUGAAGAACUUUUCCCAGACCAGGUAUGCAUAGGUUUGUUUUAAAGUUGUAUUUAAAAAAUUCCAAAUAGCACACAAUUUUAUCUACAU
This is a messenger RNA of Orbicella faveolata, 1082 nucleotides long. RefSeq lists its product as uncharacterized. Lineage: Eukaryota; Metazoa; Cnidaria; Anthozoa; Scleractinia; Merulinidae. Gene Ontology annotation, molecular function: calcium-activated cation channel activity. Gene Ontology annotation, cellular component: plasma membrane. The record is from RefSeq and is a predicted model, not a curated record.